Molecule: messenger RNA, 1089 nt
Organism: Carassius auratus (goldfish)
Lineage: Eukaryota; Metazoa; Chordata; Actinopteri; Cypriniformes; Cyprinidae
Exons: 5
Coding region: 1-981 (326 amino acids)
Source: RefSeq, a predicted model, not a curated record
AUGCUUUAUCUGGUCCACUGUCAAUCCCACUGGAGUGAAAACUUUGCCCUUCUCCACUCACUCUGUGGUAAUGGACAGACACUGUCACAGUGUUGCUGUGACAGUUACAUCUGUUCAGUGUCAUCACCAGCAGUUUCAUCUGUUUCUGUUUGUGCUUGUUCUGCAGGUGUGUUUGGUGCUGAUGAAGAAAGAGUGAAGGCAGUGAGAGAGGGAGACUCUGUCACUCUAAACCCUGAUCUGACUCAAAUACAGGGAUUUACUGAGAUACAGUGGUGGUUUAAAGGUCAGCUUUUUGCUUAUACUAAUGGAAGGAAUCACGAAUAUCCUGAAAAUGAGAGAUUUAGAGACAGACUGAAGCUGAACCAGAAUGGGUCUCUGACCAUCACCAACAUGAAAACCAAACACUCUGGACUCUAUAAACUAUGGAUCGAACUCAACACUGGGCCCUUAACUUUGGAUUUCACUGUCACUGUCAAUGAGUCUCCAUCAGUUAUUGAUGCUGUUAAAGGAGAAAUGAAGUUUGAAUCGGUGAAGGAGGGAGCUCCAGUCACUCUUCAGACUGAUGUUAUACAGCUAAACGGAGAUGAGCUGAUAGUGUGGAGGUGUGGAGAAGAAGGAAAACUCAUCGCUAAAGCUGAUAUGGAGGCUAAGAGCUCACCAUUAUAUGAUACUGAUGGGAGAUUCAGUGGAAGACUGGAGCUGGAUCAUGUGACUGGAUCUCUGACCCUCACAAACACCAGAACCACAGACUCUGGACUCUAUAAACUACAGAUCAGCAGCAACCAACAGAUCUUAUACAAGAGAUUCACUGUUACUGUCAGUGAACCAGAUCUGUCUCCAGGUGCUGUAGCAGGGAUUGUUAUUGGUGUUCUAGCUGCUGCGGCUGCUGCUGUUGCUGGUGGUGUAGCUGGAGUGAUUUACCAUCGCCGCAAGACCCCCACCAGGACCAGGCAAACCUUCCUACAAUAUCUGAUGUCAUAAACCAGCACAGCAACAGCAGCCACGCCCACCACUGCAGAGACGACCAAUCGGAUCGCAGCUUCAAAAGUUUCACAACAGCGGGUACAGUCUGAAAAGUAAAGGAUCACU